GUUUGCCCACUAUCCAGUCAGCUCACGGGUUCAGUUGUGGGCAAAUGGCAAGAACAUCCACUUGUUAAGUUCGAACAAGACGGUGUUAACUAUUCCAUUUCUACGGAUGAUCCUACUGUUACUGGACAGUGGUUGCAAGCUGAAAAACGCAUGUUGGCCAUGAACCGCCUAUUAGAUGCAGACCAAUUUCAUAAUGCAAACAUUCGUGCUGCAAAAGCCUGCUUCUUGGACGAUGACGCCAAAAAGAUGCUCAUUCAACACCUAGAAGAAAUCAAUAAUAAUUCCUAA
Molecule: messenger RNA, 288 nt
Organism: Rodentolepis nana
Lineage: Eukaryota; Metazoa; Platyhelminthes; Cestoda; Cyclophyllidea; Hymenolepididae
Source: the annotation of a GenBank genome assembly